Molecule: messenger RNA, 1662 nt
Organism: Drosophila elegans
Lineage: Eukaryota; Metazoa; Arthropoda; Insecta; Diptera; Drosophilidae
Gene: cn
Product: kynurenine 3-monooxygenase
Exons: 3
Coding region: 184-1575 (463 amino acids)
Biological process (GO): L-tryptophan catabolic process; quinolinate biosynthetic process; NAD+ metabolic process
Cellular component (GO): mitochondrial outer membrane
Molecular function (GO): kynurenine 3-monooxygenase activity; FAD binding; NAD(P)H oxidase H2O2-forming activity
Source: RefSeq, a predicted model, not a curated record
AGGGACCCCUGAACAAAGGCUUCUGGCUACGCCGCUGCAGUUGCUUGGCUUCCCGCAGCAACAUCAAACAACCACAGAUAGCGUUUACUGUCCAUACGGCAUAAUCUUUUGGCUACUCUUGGUUAACUGGCUUCCAUCCCACUGCCAUCUUCAUUUUGCUGGCGACGUUCGACCAAAACAGUCAUGAGGCAAGGAAUCAUCAGCCAGGAGGUAAACGGUCACCAGGAGUCGCCAGGAGCUGCGGAAGAUGAGGGACGGCGGCGCAGGGUGGCGGUUGUCGGAGCUGGACUGGUGGGUUCUUUGGCGGCCAUAAACUUUGCCCGUAUGGGCAACCAGGUGGAUUUGUACGAGUACCGGGAGGAUAUCCGCCAGGCUCUGGUGGUCCAGGGUAGGAGUAUUAACCUGGCACUUUCCCACCGGGGCCGCAAGGCUCUGGCCGCCGUCGGUCUGGAGGAGAAGGUCCUGGUCACUGCCAUACCCAUGAGGGGUAGAAUGCUGCACGAUGUCAGGGGAAACACCAGCGUGGUUCUAUACGACCCCAACAGCAAACAAUGUCUGUAUUCAGUGGGUCGCCGUCAGCUAAACGAGGUGCUUCUGGAUGCUUGCGAUAAAUUACCGAAUGUUCGCUGUCACUUUGAGCACAAAUUGACGAGCGCUAACCUCAGAGAGGGAUCCAUGGAGUUCCGGAAUCCUAACCAAGAAGUGAUUGCUGCCAAAGCGGACCUAAUAGUGGGCUGUGACGGCGCCUUUAGUGGUGUACGCCAGCAAUUGGUCCGUUUGCCGGGCUUUAAUUAUUCCCAGGAGUAUAUAGAGACAGGUUACAUGGAACUUUGCAUACCCUCGAAAUCGGGUGAUUUCCAGAUGCCCGCCAAUUACCUGCACAUCUGGCCCCGCAACUCCUUUAUGAUGAUCGCCUUACCGAAUCAGGACAAGUCAUUCACGGUGACCCUAUCGAUGCCCUUUGGGGUCUUCGCUAAAAUUCAGAAUCAAAAUGAUCUACUGGAUUUCUUCAAGUUGAACUUUCAUGAUGCUCUGCCGCUUAUUGGGGAGCAACAGCUCGUCAAGGACUUCUUUAAAACUAGGCCACAGCAUUUGGUGUCCAUCAAGUGCAAACCCUAUCACUAUGCGGACAAGGCCCUGAUCCUGGGCGACGCUGCACAUGCCAUGGUUCCGUAUUACGGUCAGGGAAUGAAUGCCGGAAUGGAGGAUGUCACGCUGCUCACCGGAAUUCUGGAAAAGCAGUUGCGGCUGGACGAGGCUUUGGCUCAGUUUACCGAGUCCCGCUGGCAGGAUGCUUUUGCCAUUUGUGAUCUGGCCAUGUAUAACUAUGUGGAGAUGCGAGACCUGACCAAACGCUGGUCCUUCCGGAUCCGAAAAUGGCUGGACACCUUGCUAUUUCGAUAUUUCCCCGGCUGGAUUCCACUCUACAACAGCGUCUCCUUUUCCAGCAUGCCUUACGCCCAGUGCGUUGCCAACAGGAAGUGGCAGGACCAGCUGUUGAAGCGGGUUUCCGUUGCAACUCUAUUGGCUGCGAUCCUGGCAGGAGUAGCUAUUUUUUCACAGCGUUUUAUUUGAAAUACUUUUUUAAAACAUUUUCUAAUUACUAUAAAGCUUAAGUCCGAAAGAGUAUGCCUUAAAAAAUAUUGUUUUACAACUGAAAAU